Messenger RNA from Amaranthus tricolor (Joseph's coat), 5068 nucleotides. RefSeq names its product lysine-specific demethylase JMJ28-like. Gene Ontology annotation, biological process: regulation of transcription by RNA polymerase II. Gene Ontology annotation, molecular function: transcription coregulator activity; chromatin DNA binding; histone H3K9 demethylase activity. The record is from RefSeq and is a predicted model, not a curated record. Gene Ontology annotation, cellular component: histone deacetylase complex; chromatin. The transcript has 11 exons. The coding region runs from base 212 to 4093 and encodes 1293 amino acids. NCBI's taxonomy places the organism in Eukaryota, Viridiplantae, Streptophyta, Magnoliopsida, Caryophyllales, Amaranthaceae.
GAGGGAAGAGAAAUGACUAAUGAGUUACUGGCAUCCUGCACAUCUUCUGAAUCGUAAUAGAGUAGAGAGAAGAGAGUAGAGUGACACAGUCUCUGUUUCCUAAACAGAACCGUUUUUCUUUUUCCCUAAACCAAUCAAUCUUUACCUCUUUUUUCAUCUCUUCUCACACAAAUAUUUUUUUUUCUUUAUCCUUAUUCUGUAUUCUUCAUCAAUGGAGGAGCCAUUACCACCGGACGAUCUUAGAUGCAAGAGAACCGACGGUCGUCAUUGGCGUUGUAAACGCAAAAUUGUCGAUGGUAAAUCCUUCUGCCUUUCUCAUCUACACCGUUCCCAAAAAAAACGCCCUACUCCUAUCCCUAACCCUAAUCCUCUACCCGACCUCGACCCCAUACCUAAACCCAGAGUUCGGAUCCGACUUAUAGUUAAACCCGAACCACAACCUGAACCCAAGCUCAACCCACCACAACCAGAACCUGAACCCAUUGAUGAAUUCGAGUUCAACCCACCACCAGAACCGGUUCCUAUUCUUCUGGGUACAGUUCCGGAUGAUUUAAGGUGUAGUAAGAAUGAUGGAAAAAGUUGGCGGUGCAAGAAUCAGGCAUUGGAUGGGCAGACGCUUUGUGAGAUUCAUUUGAUUAGGCCCAAAGCCCUAAGCCAAAGACGACCCAGACCCAGACCCAGACCCGGGACCAUUGUAACUCCGGUACCGGAGAAUUUGCGGUGUACGAGGAAUAAUGGGAAGGAUUGGAGGUGUAAGAAUAAAGUAGUGGAAGGGUUUUCCCAUUGUGCAACUCACAUGAAAAGGAAUAAUAACAGUAAGAGAAAGAAGAAAGAGAAACAAAAUGUGUGCGCAAUUGAAGAAGAUUCUAGAAAAGAAGUAGAAGAAGAAUCUCCGGUGCCGGUGGCAGUGCCAGUGCCGAAUAAUCCAAACCAUGGUAAUGAGUGUAGGUCUAAGGAGAGAAUUUUACAUGAGCAGAAUUUUCGUGAGGAUGAUUUUGGGAGUAUGAAAAUUAAGGAUUUAGCUGAUAAAGAGAAAGGUAGUAAGAAGAGAAAGAAGAGUUUGAAUAAUAAGAGUACCCAGGUGGUCUUUAAGGUAGAAAAUGAGUUAGAGGCGGUGGCGAUGGAGGGAGAGAAGAUAAGUCAAAUUUCCCAAGUGACGGUAGCGGUGGAGGGAGAGAAGGAGAAGAUGAGUCGAGUUUCAGAAGUUGCGAUGACGGUGGAGGAAGAAUUGAGGUGUAAGAGAACUGAUGGAAGAGGUUGGAGGUGCAAGAGGAGAGUUUUAGAAGGAAAGACACUAUGUGAGAUACAUUAUGAACAAGGGAGAUUAAGGCAACAGAGGAUAACUGUUCCUGAUGAAUUGAAGAUUUUGAGAGGUGAAGGAAGUGAGAAAGUAGAGAAGAGAUUGAAGAGGAAAAAGGAAAUUGAGACAUUGGAGAAUAAUUCUAAUAAAGGGAUGAAGAGAAUGAAGGCAGAAUUGAUUAGGGGUUUCUUAAGGAGGGAAAUAAUUGAGAGUACAAAAAAGAGUGAAAAACAAAUUGGGGUUGAUUCAGGGGAAGUUACUAGGGAUUUGCCUUAUGGGUCUAUGGCUAUCCCUCCUGUACCUCCUAAUCAAGCUCUUGAUGGUGCUGUUGGGUCUUUAGGGAUUAAAAUCGGAGGGCGUUGUUCGAGUUCUUUGGUUAUGAGGCGUUUUCGUUCUAAGAAUAUUGAGCCUCCUCCUAUUGGCGCUGUUAAGAUUUUGCCUUUCCCUAAGAAGGUUGAUAAAGUGAAGAGUAGGGGAAGAAAGAAAUGCCAUUGGUGUAGGAAGUUUGAUAACUUGUGUUUGAUCAAGUGUAUGAGUUGCAAGAAGCAGUAUUUCUGCUCUAAUUGCAUUAAAGAGAGAUCUGCUGAUCUCGAGGAAGUUAAAUUGAGAUGCCCAAUUUGUCGCAAAUGUUGUCAUUGCAAAAUCUGUUGCACUGCUCGGUCAAAAGAUGUGGGUUCCAAGGUUAACAAUGAGGUUUUGACGGAAAAUUUUUUGGGAGGCAAGUUUCAGCAUUUGCAGUACUUGAUUAAUUUCCUUCUUCCCAUUCUCGUUCAAAUCAACCAGGAGCAGGGUGUUGAGGUAGAGUUAGAGGCAAAAUUUAGAGGGCAGAAUCCCUCUGAUGUUGAGAUUCGACAAGCUGAUGUUGGCUGCAGGGAUCAAUGCUGCUGCAAUAAUUGCAAAAGCCCAAUAUUGGAUUUUCACAGAAGCUGCCCAAAUUGUUCAUAUAACCUUUGCUUAAGUUGCUGUCGAGUAUAUGCUCAAGGUGGGUCUCUUGGGGGUGCUUACCCUAAUGGAGCGAAAAUGCUUUUUCCAUGUCAAAAGUCCUCUAAAACGAAUCUGGAUGUUGCCUCUUCUGCACCUUUACAAGACUCAACAGCUUCUGUUCGUGUAUCAUGUCCACCAAUGGAGCUUGGUGGUUGUGAUAAUAGCCUCCUCGACUUGAGAUGUAUUUUCCCUCUAAAUUGGACCAAGGAACUAGAAAUUAGUGCGGCAGAAACAGUUUCUGAAUAUGACUUCCUACAAAAUACAGAUAAUUCUGUUCAUUGUUCUAUGUGCACCAGCAUCAGUAAGGCGGGUAAUAAAAGUAGUGAAUUGCAGCAAGUUUCUAGACGGAAAGAGUCCAAUGACAACCUCCUGUACUGCCCUUGUGCUUCUGAUAAUCCUAGUUGCAUGCUUGCUCAUUUUCAGAAACAUUGGCGAAAGGGACAUCCUGUGAAGGUUCGUAAUGUGCUUCACUGUGCAUUUGCCUUGAGUUGGGACCCACUCACUAUGUUUUGCAGUUAUCUAGAAAAGGCCUUUGGUAAUUGUAAAAGCGCAGAAGAAUCUAUUGAAGCUACAAGUUGUUCUGGAUCAUACGAUGUUGAAGUUGGUAUCAAGGAGGUAUUCACUGGAUCUAUACAGGAGGGAUAUAUGAAUGUACAUUGCGAAACACUAAAACUGAAGGCAAAAAUCUCAACGGAUUUUUCCCAGAAGCUCUUGGAAGGAUGUUACAGCAAGAUUCUUCAUGCCUUACCUCUUCAAGAAUACACAAAUCCUAGAGUGGGCCUUCUGAAUAUUGCUGGGAAACUGCCAGAGUAUUAUUUGGAUUCUAUACUUGGUCCACAUGUGUGUAUCUCAUGUGGUAGCAGGGAUGAAGUUGCACGCGGUGAAUUGGUGACAAAAUUGUGUUGUAACUCUUUCGAUGAGGUUAAUAUCUUAGUACAUGUGGGUGAUGCAACAUGUUCCUCCGAGCAGCUUAAUAAGAUGAAGAAGUUAAUAAAACGGAAUAUCAAUUUGAAGGACCUAGGAGGUCAGACUUCCAAUAAGAAUCUUGAAGAUGAUGAUACGAGACUGCACAGUGAGGUUUCAGUUGAAGCAGGAGAGAGGCAUGGGAUAGUGGGUGCUUCUUGUUGCUCUGCAGCCGCUAAUGAUGCUUCUGUUAUCAACAUUCGUACGGAUGAUAAAUCUCCACCUGCUAAGUUAGUUAACGGUUCUGAUACUGAUUCUGAUGCUUCAGUGAUUUGUUCCAGGGCUAGUCAUAGUCCUGACAAAGAUGUUGAUCAAAUUCCUCACCAGGACCUUUCGGGGAGUCUUGAUGCUAAUGACAAACAAUCUCUUUCAGAACAUUGCGGGGCUCAGUGGGAUGUCUUCCGCCGACAAGACGUCUCAAAGCUCUUGGAGUACCUUUCAAAGCACGAAAAUGAAAUACGUUUAGGAAGUGGCCUUUCAAAUAAUGUUGUUCAUCCAAUUCUUGAUGGAAGUUUGUAUCUCGACACAGUUCACAAAAUGCAACUCAAACAGGAAUUUGAGAUUGAACCGUGGACGUUCAAUCAAUGCCUUGGAGAAGCUGUGUUCAUUCCUGCAGGAUGCCCUUACCAAAUAAAGCAUAUCAAGUCCUGUGUCAACGUUACGGUGGGAUUUAUCUCCCCUGAAAACGCAUCAGAGUGCAUCAAGUUGAUCAAUGAAAUCCGUGUUCUCCCCAAUAAUCACAAGGCCAAACGAGUGAAGUUAGAGGUGGAGAAGAUGGCGAUAUGCAGCGUAGAUGAAGCAAUCAAGGAAAUAUACAGACUUAAGAGUGAAGAAGGAAUCCGCUGAUGCCAUCAGUAACUAAAGAUUGAGCUGCCUUGGAAAUUAAGAGAAAGGCGAUUUCUUUGAGACCUAUUGUGAUAUUGUUUUGUCUGCCUUUAUGUAGGAGUAGUGGAUUAGGAUUUCGUAUAUAUCAGGCUAUUGAUCCGAUGAUAAAACCAGCUGUAACCUUAUAGUUUGAGGCACUAUGCUGGGUAGCAACGCACAUUUUGGUGCCUGCCUUAAGAGGUUCAAAUGAAUUAGUAAAAUAGGCUGUAUCAUUCUUCAUUUCUUCCUGUAGUGUGAUGUUUCUAGCUGUUCAUAUGGCUUCAAGUUAUAGCUAUUUCAAUCUUGUGCACAGAGAUCAGCCACAUUUGAUGGGUCUUUUAUCUUGCACCGGAUCUACCAGCUUCUUGGUAAUUUGGUAAUCUGGUAUAAGCGAAUGGCUGAAAACCCAGAAUGUGCACGAACUUGGGUGAUGUUUACACAUUUGUGCAUUUGUAUUUGCUAUAUAAUGUAAAUUGAAGUGAGUUUUGAGUUUAAAUCUCACCAGGUAGGGAUAGCAAUGGGUCGUAUUUAGACUGGGUCUAGAGGAUUCCGGAUCCAGAUUUAUUUUCUUAGAAUAGACCCAUAUUAGGAUUCAGAUUUUUGGAUCUAGAUCUUCAAGACCCAGAUUUGGAUCCAUUGAUAUUACAGAUCUAGAAAAUUGUUUUUUCCACGUGUUUGAUUGACUUUUACAUCGUAUUGAGAUUGCAAUAGUUAUUUUGACUAAGAAAUCAAACUCCUCACCAGAAAGCAAUUGACAGAAACACUCAGACACAUUACUUGCUAGGCAACAAACAAUCUACUUAACAAAUAAUAGAAUAAUUUAAUGUUGAUAAUUUUGUGAAAUGAUAUUUCAAUGAAACUGAGUAUUUAAUAUUAAUUGCUAAUCAAUAUAAACCAAAAUCAUCAUUCGAUUUUUUUAAUGUUCUGACAUCUUCUAUGGUUUACGUUAAAAAAAGU